Haliotis rubra (blacklip abalone) is the source of this 658-nucleotide messenger RNA. RefSeq lists its product as uncharacterized. The coding region runs from base 71 to 658 and encodes 195 amino acids. The transcript has 4 exons. NCBI's taxonomy places the organism in Eukaryota, Metazoa, Mollusca, Gastropoda, Lepetellida, Haliotidae. The record is from RefSeq and is a predicted model, not a curated record.
CCUGUGACCGUGCGAGCGCCCGUGCGCGCACGCGAGCCAUCCCCACAGCUGCCUCGCCAAGCGAACCAAGAUGGCGACCAACACGGAAACGGUAGAAGAGGUGGUGCUGCAAAACCCCGCAGGCACAAAACGUUACACUCUGUUCGUUCCCACGUCACUGAGGAUCUAUGCCGACACUGGCACUUCAGCUGCCAUCUACAAUUACCUCCAGAGAAUCUAUCCAGUGAAUGAGACAGGAUGCAAAAAAUUGUUACUGACGCAGUCACUGCAAGUCUUAGCAGACCUCGGGCUGCUACAGACAUGGUCAGCCAUGGCCAAGGGCAGUGGAGUUGCCUUAGGCAAACAUGCCACCUUUGAUCAACUGUCUCAGGCUGCCUAUAGCCGAGAUGUUGAUGACGAUGUUCUCGGUACACUGGGUGCAGUUGCGCCCAAUCACCUCACUGCGCAGGAGAAAGUCAGAUUCAUGGAGAUUGGUGUGGCUGCACUUCCCAAGGGGACAGAAUCAAGAGCGUCCACACCAACGCUGGAACCAGAGAUGCUACCAAUCAUCAAAAAACUGAGGACAUCCAGAUGUUGCAACACCGAAGCACCCAGCACCUCCUCUGCACCACCACCAAGGGCCUCCUCAACUCCUCCGGCACACAGGACCACCAUAUAA